Molecule: messenger RNA, 981 nt
Organism: Aspergillus alliaceus
Lineage: Eukaryota; Fungi; Ascomycota; Eurotiomycetes; Eurotiales; Aspergillaceae
Product: 3-demethylubiquinone-9 3-methyltransferase
Exons: 1
Coding region: 1-981 (326 amino acids)
Biological process (GO): ubiquinone biosynthetic process
Molecular function (GO): 2-methoxy-6-polyprenyl-1,4-benzoquinol methyltransferase activity
Source: RefSeq, a predicted model, not a curated record
AUGUUGACCAUCCGUCCGACUCUCCGCAAGGUCACCUCUCUCCUCCUCCACCUCAACGCCCCCCAGCGAGCACAUUCCACCUCCGUCUCUGCAGAUGAACUAUCUCACUUCUCCUCCCUCGCCAGCAGUUGGUGGGAUCCCAUGGGCCCCUUCCGGGUCCUCCAUCUCAUGAACCCCCUCCGCCAUGACUUCAUCGCAUCCUGUCUCUCUGACAGCCCCCCACCCCCCCUCACCAACACCGAAAACCCCACCCCACCCCCAGCCAACAACCUCCGCUACCUAGACGUCGGCUGCGGCGGCGGCAUCUUCGCCGAAUCGCUCGCACGCACGAUCCCCACGGACGCCAACAGCCCCUCCCAAACCAUCACCCAAGCAGCCUCAAUAACUGCCAUCGACCCAACCUCAGCCCUCAUCAAAGUUGCCCGCGGCCACGCGCGCACGGAUCCAAAAGUCGAGGCGCACCUCCGCUCCGGCAAAUUCACCUACAAGAACUGCACGCUGGAAGACCUACUCGCAACCAUGCACGAAACACCCGGGAAGCAAAAGUUCGACGUAGUCACGCUGUUCGAGGUGCUCGAGCACGUCGACUCCAACGCCGGCUCCUCGCCGCUCGCGUUCCUGACGAACUGUCUUCGGGUUCUGCGGCCGGGUGGGUGGCUGGUUGGGUCGACUAUUGCGCGGACUUUUCCGUCGUUCCUCGUGAACCAGGUUAUUGCCGAGGCGCCGUGGCCGAUUGGGGUUGUUCCGAAGGGGACACACGAGUGGAGCAAGUUUGUUAAUCCGGAUGAGCUUUAUGGGUGGGCUCAGGAGGGGUUGAUGCGGAGUCAGGAUGGGGUCGCGGUGCGUGGUGGUAGUGAUGCGUUACAGGGGAUGAGGUGGAAAUGUUCUGGGGUGAUGUAUUUCCCUGGUAUUGGGUGGAAGUUGGUUCCCGGGUCGGAGGAGUGGGGGAACUAUUUCUGGGCUAUUAGGAAGGGGGUUUGA